Messenger RNA from Sinocyclocheilus grahami, 11652 nucleotides. Its product is annotated as neuroblast differentiation-associated protein AHNAK-like. Lineage: Eukaryota; Metazoa; Chordata; Actinopteri; Cypriniformes; Cyprinidae. Gene Ontology annotation, biological process: regulation of RNA splicing. Bases 292 to 11598 code for a protein of 3768 amino acids. Gene Ontology annotation, cellular component: nucleus; costamere; cytoplasm. The transcript is spliced from 8 exons. The record is from RefSeq and is a predicted model, not a curated record. Gene Ontology annotation, molecular function: protein binding.
GUUUAUUCUGGCAGGGUAGAGUGCAGCCUCAAUCCUGUGAAGUACGAACUAGUGUGGAUGGAGCACGACAUCUCUCUCCGUCCCUCCCUCGCAUGCCAAGUCAGACUGACUUUAUCUCUGUUCACCAGCUCCGACUUUAUUUUGUCCUCUGCAUCUGGAGUGACUGACUGAGAGGAAAAAGGAAGAAGCAGGUUCUUCAGCCUCGGAGGAAGAGAGCGAGGCUUCCUAAAACAGUGCGUCACCAGAAACCACUACUGAGAGCCUGGACAAGACCCCCAGAAGACAGCCACCAUGUGUGACUGUUUUCACCUGGCAUUUCCCAACUGGCAUGCGUCAGCCGCGGGAGAAGGGCGAAGGUUGAAGGAACCAGAACAAGACACAGAUGAUGAUUUAGUAUGUGAGGAGCCUGAAGUUUUAGAGGGGGAAAGACCUCGUCCUCAGGGUUCCUCUCCUGUCGAGGAAUUCCCCACCACAGAGAAAUACGCAAAACAGGUUGAAGGUGAUUUCUAUGACUCACCCACCAAGAGUUCCAAAAAAAGCAAAAGGAUUGGUUUCGGCUCGCUGUUUGACAAGCGUUCCUCUGCCAAGAUGAAUCAAACAGAGGAUAUGCAAAGUGAUCAGUCAGAAAUAAUAGUGAAAACUGUAAAAGAAGUCUGUGCUGAGGGUUUGGUUGUAAGUGGAGGAAAGGAUGGCAUCUUCAUCAAGGAAGUAAAACCAGAGUCACCUGCCUCAAAGCAUUUAAGUGUGAAAGAAGGUGAUCAAAUACUUAGUGCUACAGUAUACUUUGAUAAUGUGUCAUAUGAAGACGCCCUCCAGAUUCUUGAGCAUGCUCAACCAUAUAAAGUGGCAUUCUGUCUAAAACGCAAACCACCUCCAAGAACCCAGGAAGAUGCUGAGACAGAGAGGCCAGAUAUAACCAUUGGUGAGGAGGCUGAGCAAGUAGAGGAAGGUAGCGGACCAGAGAUGAGAGGUCGAAGAAAGACAAAAAAGCAACAUGAUCGCAUCUCUUGGCCCAAAUUCCCUACCUUUAGCAUAGGUCGCAGGGCGAAUUUUAAAAGAUCUCACAGCACGUCAGAAGCAGAGGAACAGAGAAAAUUAGAGAUAAGUCCGCCAACAAGUGACACAGAGUCUCCUCUUAAGUCUCCAUUAAAAUCCCCAGAUGGAAAAGACAAGAAAAAGAAGCAUAAAGUGAAACCUAAGAAGCGUAUGGCAGGCCGCAGGAGCAAAUCUGUUGAAGAAACCCAAGAAAACAAAAAGGCGCUUGCAACAGACAAUAUGAAGGUCUUGGACAACCAAAUUAUUAUGAAUAUAGUCGAAGAGCAAGUGCCAAUGACUAAUGUGAUAGAGAGUCCUAAAAUAUUGAAUGAAGCUGAAAAUAUUGACUCAACUAAAACAGGAAAUGAAUAUACAUUCCCCACUUUGCCAGCGACUGAAUCACUGCAUAAGGUUGAGCUCAUCAGUGUGGACACCACAUUAAAGACUACUGAUAUUACAGUCACUCUUGGAGAUGAUGGCAAAGAAAGGAGAGAGAAAUCAGAACUGAAGGUUAGCAUUCCAGGAAAGGAUAAAUAUGAAAUAGAAACAGAGAGCCAAUUAAAAUCCUCCACAAGUGGAAUGAGAACUUUGGAUCCAUCAACAUUCGACAAUAUUUUGGACAGUCCUAAUGUAAUAUCACAAACGGAACCGGUUAGACAUCAAGUGGAUUCCGAUAGCAAACCAAUAAUUAAAGAGAUAUUAGAAAAGACCCAAGAGUCAGGAAAAACAGACAUGACCAUAGCUAAAGUUGAUGUUUCUCUUGACAUGCCAGAGGUAGGACCAAUAAGCAAAUUACCAAGAAUUGGCAGCGACAAGGAAAAGAAAGAAAGAAACAUUCUAGAAACAGAAAGUUAUGGGAUUCGAACCAGAGGACCAUUGGCAGACAUAGCCACAUCAAAGAGUCAUUUUUCAAAUGCAGUAAACAAACUAGAUUUUACAUCAGACACUUGUGAGAUUCAAACAAGAGAGGAUAUGUCCUCAACAGACACAAAGAAACCAAUCACUCCAACUCCUGUUAUAUCCCAGCCAAAAUCACAUGCUCUGGAUGUGGACAGAAGCAGGAAGAGUACUGGAGGUAGCAUGGACAUUGAAUCAAAUUUUAAACUGCCUAAAGUGGAUGUCUCUGAAUUCGACCACCAAGAAUCAAUAACUGUAAAUCAGAAAGACCCAACCAAAGUGCCUCUCCUGAAACGAGAGGAAAUUGAGAUUUCUGGCAUGGAGGACAUAGGAUCAAAAGCCAAGGUUAAGCCUCCUAGAAUUAAAGAACAAAAAGUUGAGAAGAUAAUAAAAAUAUCAAAAGCAGGAAAAAAGCAAGAUAAGGCGGAAGCAGAAGAGUUUAAUGUUAAGGAUGUAAAGGACGCAGUAUCAAAAUUUCCUGCCUUCAAAUUACCUGAGAGAGACAUCACUGGAGUCCUUGUACAGAGAGAGAUCACAAUCAUGGAAAUUAAGUCAGACAAGACUGGCAUGACACCUAAAGGAUCCCCUUGUAAAAUUCCGAGCAUGAGCACAGAAAUAAACAUUAAUUUGCCUGACACAAUGGAUAAAGAAAAGCAGAUACUUUCUCCUGUUGCUACAAAAGAUCAAACCUUCGUAUUACCAAAAAUUGAACAAUUGCAUCUUGAUGAAAUGGUUAUAAUCAAGAGCAAAACAGACCUAUCAAAAAUUAAACUUGCUGACCACCAACCCAUAACUGGCAAAAUGUUAGCAAGGGAUGAUAAGAUAAGUACAUCUCCAGAUGUAAAAUUCAAACUUCCAAAGCGUGAAGACAUUGAAAUACCAGGAAUAGAAGCCAUUGAACAAUCAGUUCAACCAACAAAAAGCAUAAUAGCCAAAGAUACAGACACUCAAGACGAGGCUGUGAAAGAAUAUACUGAUACAAAUAUCAAAGCUGACAAAAAUGUGCAUGAAAAGAAAUCAAAGAAAUCAAAGGUAUCAAUGCCAAGUUUUGGAAUCAUGACACCUGACAUUCGCUUUCCAGGUAUUGUGAUUGAAUUACCAAUAAAGGCCACGUCACCUAAAAGUGAUAGUGGCACAAUCAAGGAGAGGACAACUGAAGCAAAAAUAUCAGAAGACAAUAUCAAAAAAUCUUCUGAAGAAGCAACAUUUAAAAAAUCUCAAAAAGGUGAAAGCUGUGCACCUGAGCAUGAAACUAAAAAAGCACAUGACAUAGAGAGUGAUCAAAUGCUCCAUCAUGAUGUUUGCACUGCUAUUGUUAAGGAAACCUCAAAACAAGAUGUUGAAGGAGAACUGAAGGCUGAAAUCAAAAGCAAAGGCACAGAUUCCUCUCCACAAAAAAAGAAACUGCAUAAAUUAAAAAUGCCCAAAAUUGGAGGAAAAUCUAUGAAAGGAACAGCUGAAGUCACUACAAAAGAGGAUGUUACAGUGCAAGAAAAUGACAUAAUAGAGGUUGAAUUAGAUUCUGAGAAGAGAACAAUUGAGACUGAUCCCAAAGCAUAUAGUGUAGAAACUAAAUUAAAAAUGCCAAGCAUAGAUGUUUUUGUUCCAAAAAUAAAAAUCCCUAAGGCAGAGGGAAAAUCAAAAGCUGUUGAACCUGAAGCUGUUGAAGCCAUUGAGGAUGCUCAAGAGGAGAGUGGAUUUAGAUUGAUCAAGUUUGGUAUCUCAAUGCCAAAAGAGAAGACAGAAGAAGGUGGCCUGUUACCAGAUGAAUCUGAAAAAUCCAUCAUCAAGGUUAGUGGAAAAACUGAAGUGGAGCCAUCUGAACUUCCACAAGCUGAAAUGAAAGUAGCAGAGUCUAAAAUGAAGAAAAGGAAAAUAUCAUUUCCCAAAUUUGGAUUCUCUAAAUCAGAUACUAAAGUAUCUGAUGCUGACAUAACUCUCCCAGCCGCACAGGGCUCUUUACAUGAUGCUGAUGGGACAGAACUAGAUGUUAAAAGUAAGACCAAAGAUGUAGAGGCUGAGUUCAAGGAUUCAACAGAUUAUCCCACAAAAUUUAAACUUCCCACAAUUAAAUUUCCAAAAUUUGGAGUCUCAUUUCCCAAGACAACUGAUGCUGGGGGCAAUAUUCAAAAGCCUGAUGUCAGCACAGACGAAGCCAAACUACCUGUAGAAGCAACAGCACUUUCUGACAAGAAAGGCAUGGAAAUGACUCUCAGUGUAUCCAAACCUGAAGUUGACUUGUCUCUGCCCGAGGGAAAGGCAGAAAUCAAAGGUUUUCAGAAAAAAGAAAUAAAAUCAUCUGAAGAAAUGUCAUUUUCUAAACCAGAUAUUGAUGCUAGCCUGACUGGCCAUGAUGCUGAAGAAAUUCCAGCUAUUGUAUUUUCAAAACAAGACAUCAAAGCUGCAGGCGUUGAUGUUAGUCUUCCACAGGUUGAUUUAUCAAUUCCAGAAGUUUCUGUGGAAAUAAAAGAGUCUGGUGUGCACUUCACAAUUUCAAAGGAUGAGGCUGAACAUAAAGAUCUAACAAAUGGUGGUACACCAGUAAAGUUUCCCUCUAUCAGCUUACCAAAGUUUGGUGGAAAAUCAUCUAAGGUAGUGAAAGACAUGCCAUUUGUAGAUAUAGAUACUGAAGAACCUGAUGAAAGCCUUCCAGAAACACAAAUAAGCAUGCAACUAAAAGAUGAUGCACCAGCAGGUGAUAUCAAGGAUUCUUUUGAGACUACAGAAGGUCAAUUUGUUAGUGUAGAUAUGAAGGUUGAAGAAACAAAGCUCAAAGAACAAGAGGUUACCGUUACACUGCCUAAAUUUGGCAUUAGCCUCCCAAAGGUUGAAGCCCACAAGCCAACUGAUAGUGUGGAUAAAGAAGAAUCAACUAUAGACCCCAGAGAAUCAAAUGCAGAUUCUGAUCAGGCUGAGAAAGAUCCAAGAACUCCAACAAAAAUUAAACGUCCUACAAUUAAAUUCCCAAAAGUUGGUGUCUCAUUUCCAAAAUCAACAGAUGCAGUCUCUGACAAUCAAAUGCCUGAAGUCACCAAAGAUGAACCUGCAAUGGAAAUUAAAGCACUAGAAACCGAGCUGCCUACAGAGUCGCCAUCAUUACCUGAAAUGAAAACCCCACAUAUUAUUCUCAGUGUUUCCAAACCCGAAGUUGAUGUAUCUACCCCAGAGGUGGAAAAGGCUAUUGAUGAACAUUCUGAAAAGAAAAAAGAAAAGGUAUUGUCUUCAGAUUAUGCAUUUUCUAAACCAGAGGUUAAGAUGAGCCUUGUAGGCCAUGGUCUUGAUCAAGAGACAGCUAUAGAAGGUUUGAAAAUGCAAGCCAGUAAUCUUGAGGCGGAAGUCAACCUUCCUUCAGGUUCAGUAGAGGAAGUCAUCCUGGAGGCUAAAGAAAAGGAGAGUGAAUUCAAACUUAAAAAACGUAAGAUAUCUUUUCCUAAAUUUGGCUUUUACAAAUCUGACACUAAGAUCCCUGAUGCUGACACCAGUCUUCAAAAAGAAGGAAUAUCUGUGCCUGACACUGUGAUCAAAGAGACUGAAAUGACUUUUCCUGCUCCAGAGGUUGAAGUCCAGUUGAAAAACAAAAGUACUUCUGGUUCUCCAUCUAAAUUCAAGCUUCCAACAAUUUCUCUCCCUAAAUUUGAUAUUUCCAUUUCAAAGACUGGGGAAGAGUCUGUUGAAAAAUCUGAGGAUGAUGCACAGUCAGAAAUAAAGGCAGCAUCAGCGGUUGCAUCACAGGAUAAAGAUACAGGAACACAAGAUACAGAACCAUCUAAAUCAACUUUAGAAACCCUACCGAUGGAUGCUGAAAUUAAAACUAAAGACACUGAUCCUAGUAGUCAAGGGAGUAGAUUUAUGAUGCCCAAAUUUGAAUUUUCAUUUCAAAAGCUAAAGGGACCAGAAUUUAAAAAGGGUGCAUCAAGAACAGAUGCAGAAAAAUCAGAGGUUCCACUGAAACAUGACAAAGAGAGUGCUGAAGGAAAAGCAGGCAUACCUGAAGCGUCUGUGGAAAUGGAGGUAACAUUGAAAAUGCCAAAAAUGCCAAGCUCAGAGCAUGAAUUUUCUGAACAAGACAUUAAAGCUCUAGAGAUUAAUGUUGAGAGGGGCGAUACAUCUAUGGCAGUAGGUGAAGUGGAUGUGAAUCUUGAGUCUGACUUGAAAAUUCAGACAACACAGAUGUUAAAAGAUGAUUCAACCAUGGGAGGGUCACAGAUCAAAUUCAAACUUCCUUCUUUCAAACUACCGAAAUUCAGAAGUUCAUCUUCCAAAGUAAAAGCUGAAAUAAUGGAUUUGAGGGGUGAGGAAAUUACUUUGGAGACUGAAGAUUUAAUCACAUCAGUAGAACCAUCAGACGUCAAAAUUGACUCUAAUGUGCCCGGUCAAGAGUUGAAGAAACCCUCAAUCAGUGCUGAUCAGACAAAGGUAGAUAGUGGAGAUCAAUAUAUCCUGUCACUUACAGAGGCCAGAAUAUCAAAGGCAGAAGGCUAUAUUUCUUUACCAGAGGCAAAACUUGGGGAAGUAUCACAAGCCACACUAGAAAGCAAAAUUGAUCAAGAAGUUGGUUUAAAAGACACAGGUAUGAAAAUUAAAAAAACAGGCUUUUCACUUCCUAAAUUUGGAUUUUCUAAACCAGAUAUCAAGGCCCCAGAGAUUGAUGUCAGUCUUGCACAAGUUGAUACCUCUAAACCAGAAAGUGAUCUGAAAAUAAAAGAACAAACUUUGAAUAUCACAGUGUCAAAUGUUGAGGAUGAUCAAAAAGAUACAACAGCUCUCAGUGCCACAGCAAAAUUUCCACUCCCCUCAAUCAACAUCCCAAAGAUUGGAGGACAAGCUACGAAGGAAGAGAAAACUAUGCCAGUUGUAGAUAUAGCUGUUAAAGGACCUGAAGUGAUUGGUUCAGAUACACAAAUAAAAAUAUCAGGUGAAGCCCCAUCAGUAGAUAUAAAGAGACCUCAUCUAGCCACAGAGGGUCAAUCUGUAAGUGUUGACUUAAAUGUUGAAGAUGCUGAACUUGGAGGACAGGGAGGAAAGUUUAAGAUGCCAAAGUUCGGUAUUGGCCUUCCUAAAGUAAAAGGGUUUGAUUUAAGUACAUCCAAGACAGAUGAUAUAACUGAAGUAAAACAAAUUCAUAUAACAAAGCCAGCGAUAACAACUGAGGGGAUGGUUCAGCCACCAGAACAAGAUUCUAAAUUUCUAGAUGUGCAGAUAAAGCCAUCACCUGAAUUUGGGUUUUCAAAACCAGAAAUAAAAGCCCCUGAAGUUGAUGUAAGUAUUCAAAAAACGGAUAUCCCCAUACCAGAAGGCAGUAUGGACCUAGAAGAAAUAAAUGUGGAUAUUAAAGUGUCAAAGAUGGAGUCUGACCAAAAAGGUUCAACAAUUUUUGGAUCUCCAACAAAGUUUAAACUCCCGUCAAUAAGCUUCCCGAAAUUUGGUGUUAAAUCACAAAAAGUAGCAUUAGACAUUAAUGUGGCAGAUUCAGAGCUAGAGGGAACAAAUAUAAAAACAGACAUUUCUAAACCUGAUGUGAAAUUAGAAGUACAGACACCCAAAAGUGAAGCUAAAGUUGAAGGGAGUGCAGAUAUGCCUGAGGUUGAUUCCAAAGGACUGCAAGUAAAAGUGAAGAGAUCGAGCUUUUCAUUCCCCAAGUUUGGGUUUUCUAAACCAGACACAGCAACUCCGGAAGUUAAUAUCAGUGUACCAAAGGCUGAAGUAUCCAUACCAGAGGUCAAUGUACCUGUUAAAGAACAAACAGCACAAGUCACACUUCCAGGAGGAGAGGCUGAACAGAAAGAUCUAAUGAUUGUUAGUUCCCCAACCAAAUUUAAACUGCCAGAAGUUAACCUGCCAAAAUUUGGAGUCAAAACUUCAAAGGGUACAGUAAGUUUACCAUCAGCAGAUAAGGACAUAAAAGGAAUAGUAAUUACUGUUCAUGAACCAGACAUCAAGUUGUCAGGUCAAAUACAAAAAACUGAAUUAGAUGUAAAAGAAAUAGAGACUGAUAUACAUGCCACAAUAAGAGAAACUGAUGUUCAUCUAGCAGAAGGAAAAGUAAUACUACCCCAACCUGAUGUUGACGUUCAAGACAUAUCCAUUGAAGGCAAAGCAGAUAUGUCUGAAGUUGACUUGAAAGGGCAUGAUGUGAAACUGAAGAAGCCAAGCUUUUCACUACCAAAAUUUGGGUUUUCAAAGACAGAUAUUAAGGGGCAAGAUGUUGAUGCCAUUCAACCAAAGGCAGAUAUGUUUAUGCAAGAGGACAACAUACCUGUUGAAGACAAAGAUGCAGAAAUCACCAUCACAGAUGAAGUGAAAAAACAAGGAGAUACAACAACUCAGACAAAAUUUAAGCUGCCCUCAUUCAACCUUCCAAAGUUUGGACUCAAAUAUCCAAAAGCUACAGCUGAUAUUCCAGCAGCUGAAGUAGAUAUCAAAGAACCUGAAAUCAGUUUCCCAGAAAAAGGAGAGGUACAAACCACUGACACUGAAACAAACAUAGAUAUUAAAGGGCCAUCUGCUGAUGUGGACAUUAAGGUCAAGGAGAUUGAUGAUGAUGGGACGGGGAGUACGUUCAAACUGACAAAAUUUGGAAUUGGCAUGCCAAAAGUAAAGGAGAUAGAGAUGGAGGGUAAAGAAAUAAACAUAGAGACUGACCUGCUAUGUAAAGAAAAUGUAAAUGUACAACAGCCUGGUGUUGAAAUUCAAAAUGUGACCACUGAGGGGAAAACAGAUAAAGUUGAAGUUGACUCCAAAGGGCUGAAAGUGAAACUUCCCAAAUUGGGAUUUUCAAAACCAGACCUUAAGGCUCCUGAAGUUGAUGUGAGUCUACCCAAAGCUGACAUGGGCACAUCAGUGGGAAAUGUUGAUGUUUCAAAGCAAUCUGCAGACAUUCAAUUACCAGAACAAGAUCUUUAUUUGAAGGAGGACACUUUUGGCUCUCCAACAAGAUUUAAACUUCCAACAAUCAGUUUCCCAAAAUUUGGAACCAAAGCAUCAAAGGAUACGGCUGAUAUACCUAUGGCACAUGUGGACAUCAAAGUUCCUGAAGUAAGCCUUCCCGAUAAGAUGUUUAACAUGUCAGGAGAAGUGUCAAGUGUUGAAAUGAAAGGGCCAACAGUAAAGAAAGAGCUAAUUUUACCCAAAGGAUCAGUGGAAGUGGAUGUGGAGGCUAAAGGUGCUGAACUUGAAGUAGAAGAAAGUAAAAUCAAACUACCACAGUUUGGAAUUUCUCUACAAGCAUCGAAAAGUCCAGAAUUUGACAUAAGUGUUUCAAAAGCAGAGGUUUCUAAAACUGACGUAAAAAAAGCUGGUACAGAAAAAGAUGUCGAGAUUGAGGAACUAGCAGGUUUAACUGAUUUGAGUUCUAAGGGACUAAAAAUGAAGAAACCAAGCUUUGGAUUUCCAAAUAUUGGAUUUUCAAAAUCAGAUGGCAAGUCCCAAGAUAUUCAAGCCACUGAAACGACAGCAGAUAUAUCCUUGCCAGGGGGCAAUACAGAAAUAGAAGAAAGUGAAAGAGAGGGCAAAACUGAAAUAACAGGUCCAAAAUUUGGCUCGCCAACAAAAUUCAAACUCCCAACAAUAAAAUUACCCAAAUUUGGACUCUCCGCUCCAAAGGUCCCUAGUGAUGCAGCAAAGGCUGAUUCUGAAACCAAAGAAAUUAAAGUUAGUUCUGUGGAUUAUGAGAUAGAGACAUCAAAGUUGGAUCCAUCAGGUGACAUCAAAGGCAAAACUGCAGAGAUGGAAACCCCAUCUACUGAUAUUGAUAUAAAAGAAAAAGAGCUUAAUCAAGAGGGACAGGAAAUUAAAUUUAAACUUCCAAAAUUUGGAAUUUCAUUGCCCAAAGUAAAAGGUCCUGAGGUGACAGUAACUGCAAAAGAGGUACACACAGAAACACCUGAAAUUGGAUUCACUGAACCAGAAAUCAAGAUGCAAGCAGAAGAUGCAAGUCUCCCAAAAGUAGACAUGGCUCUACAGGAAAGUUCCAGUCUUGAAAAAAAAGAGGUAGAGACUGAGUUGAAAGAUGAUACAGUUGUUUCAGGUUCUCCAAGUAAAUUCAAAUUGCCUACUUUUAAAAUGCCAAAGUUUGGAAUUUCAACUCAAAAAACAUCUGAUGCAAAAGUAAAAGUAGCAGAAGUAGAUGUACCAGAUGCUAACACUGACCUAAAUAUUGAAGACAAGCCUAUACAAAUGUCUAAAGAAAUACAAAGAGAGGGUGAAAUUAAAGAAAUCACUGAACAGCUUCCAGACACUGCUGCUAAAAAACUGGAUGGGGACAAAGGCUCCCCAAGUAAAUUCAAGUUUCCUACAAUAAAAAUGCCAAAGAUCAGCAUUUCCAGAACAAAAUCUCAGGAAGGAGAAGAUGACACAACUAGCAAAGUGAAUGCUCCAGAUGCUAAAAUAGAAACCAAAGAUGAUACACAAGGGCCUGGAAAAUCACCCAAAUUUACAAUGCCUACAUUUGAGGAUGUUCUCAGGGGCUUUGAGGUUGAAUUUAAUGUUCCAACAAUAGAGGAAAUGGAAGCACAAAAGGACAAGCCAUCUGUUAAGCAAGAUCAGGAGGCUGAAGCAAAAGUUGAGGAAACAGCAGAAUAUAAGGACAAAGGAGCUCAGGAGAAAUCAAAGUUUAAAUUUAAAUUUCCAACAUUAGGAUUCAGCCAGUCUUCAGAUGAAAGCGAUAAAUUGGUUGAUGCUAAGAUUGAAGAAAGUGAAAAGCAUUUGGAGGCUUCAGCAGAUCAGAAAGCAACUGUUAGCAAAGAACAAGCAAAAACAGAGAAAGGGGGCUGGUUCAAGUUCUCAUUUUCUUCUCCAACCAAAACAUCAAAAACAGAUGGGAAAGAAAUAAUCCAACCACCUGAAGAGGCUGAGAAGCUUGAUGAUGUUGAGAAAGAAUCAAGCAAGGCACACGAGGAACCUGAGAAGAUUUCACUCAGUGAGGCUGUGGAGGAAAACAUCAGCCCGACACUGUCACUGAAGUCAUCUGAAGCUUUUGCAGAUAUAAGUUCUACAGUAACCACUGAGCAGAUUGGCCUGUCACAGACCUCACCUACAAAGGUUAAAGUGAAAUAUGCUGAACCCACUGCCACCGUUGGGGUCAGUGAUGUACAAAAUUAUGUUGUGACUUCCACAGCCAGAUGUGAACUGAUAUCAAUGGAGCCUCACCAGCCAGAGAAAGUCAACAUUCCUUUCUUAUUGGAUAUGUCCUCAGCCUCAGUGGACACUCUGAAACAGAUGUCAGGGGAAAUUCAUGUCAUCACAUCAAACAUACAAGCUAUAUCAGAAAGACAGCAAGCCUCAAUCCUUACUAAUUUAGAUGUGCAUGGAAUUCACACAUCGCCUUUACAAGUAACACUAGGCUCAGAUUCAGUGUUGACAGUGGAGGAAACCAGAGUACAAAGUGGGACACACACAUUGAUGGAAAGGCAUGUUGUGAAUGAAACUUUACAUGAUGACAAAGAGACAAUACUUGUGACACAGAGAACACGUGCAUUUGAAGGAGACUCUGCAGAACCCAUUUCUGAUGAGACGGCUUCUUCGAUUCACAGCCUGAGAGACACGGUACACACUGAAAAAAUUAGUUUUUUUGACAGUGCAGCAACAAUUGAAGAGGUCACAAUAGUGAGCUCUGAAACAUCUCUAAGACAUAUGGAUUCCUCUACCGAUGAGAAUGGGGGGAAAUGAACAUGAGAUAUGGCUGAGUUGAUUUAAUGCUUUUGAACGUAUGUUUCAGUGUUC